CGACAGUCGACCCCGAUUUGGAAGGAACAGAUGCGCUGGUUUUCUUGCAUUUAAAUGGUUUCAGUUAAACGGUUAGGGCUCACUGAUCUAACAAAGAAAUGGAUAAACAAAGAACGCUUCUAAUGCUGGGUGCCUAGCAACCAACUUUCAACAAAACCUCCACUUUGAAAAGCGAACCGAACUGUGAGCCAAAACUUGCACAAAAAUCGUGAACUGAUAAGAACCCGCCCUAUGUUUAAUUGUUUUGCAGAUUCCAGUUAAGAAUAAUUCAAUUACCCGAAAAAGAAUGGAUCGGCAAGAUCGUCCCAAAGGCAACCCGAACCCGCAAAAGGACCAAAAGGCCCGCUUGCAGAUGUUGCAAUGCGUUUCACCUUGGGGCAGUUAUCCAAAUUACUCAGAUUACGAGACCGAGGACGAGACUUUUGGUUUCGGGUCUAUGUCUCCUCCUUUGGUGCUGUACGAUUCACCGCCAGUUGGCAGAACUAGCAUUUUACCAAUUGGACAUGAGAUAACCUUCGGCACAUUGAAGUAUAGAUCCAUGCAGUAUAAGUGUUCCAACUCAAGCUCCACUUUCCAAUCACCACCCCUUUCAAAAGGCUAUGAUUUGGGCCAGAUCACAGCUGUUGAUGAUGAGCUGUUGGUUACAGAAUUGGACUUGGAGGAUUUUGUUUUGUUUUUAGAGUUUGGGUGUGUGACUGCCGCGCAAAUAGCUCACAGGCAUCAUGACAAUCUAAUCUUCCGAAAUGUACAGUACUUAUGCGCUCGGACUAGAUCAGCAAUUCUCAAACCGUGCAGCACUGUUUUGAAUAUCAACACGAAAGGCAUUCUUUGGGCGGCCAGGGACUCGAUCUACGCAUUCAUGAGUUUGAUUGAUUCCUGGCAAAUAAUGCGAGGCUACUGGGACAACAGAGAUGGUCGGGAUUCCGACAUAAUUCAAAAGAUGCUGUCUCAAGAGUUCAGGACAUGCUACCCCGAAUGGGAGAAGUUGACCAAAAAAAUGGCAGGUCACUUGAUGAACAUGUUUUACAAUUUGGAACAAGGCUUCAACGCUUCCAGCUCAAGGGCUAACUUGAAUAAACCGUCUCAGGUAAACCUAACAAAUAGCUCUUCCGAAGAAACUGUAGAAAACGAACUACCCUUUACCCGCUCCUCCGCAUCCUCUCUGACCAACUCCCCAAAAAUCACUCUCAAAGGCAUAAUCCAUUUGCCAGUAGUUUCGGCCUUUACCUGCUCCUCCGCAUCCACUCUGACCAAAUCCUCAAAAAUCACUCCCAAAGGCAUAAUCCAUUUGCCAGUAGUUUCGGUUAAAGAAACGGCCAACCCAGCUAAUCAAACCGUUCCAGAUUCCGACGCCGAGGAAAACUAUAAUCGCAAAUACUUGAGUGGCAAUAACCAUUUUUCAGAGGAUUUGGCCAUUUCCGAUCCGAAAAGAGUCUACAUGAAGCCUGGAGACUUUGUUCCCAAAAAGGCGAAAUACAUCACCAAAUAUGGAGCAGGGUACAUUGUGAAUUACUUGGUCAAGCGCGUAAUGGAGCUUGUUUGGGGGACUGAGGAAGAGGAGGACUUGUAUGAAAUCACAAGGAAACUUUUCGACGAAGAAUAUUUGAACAUGGAUGAAGUUGUCAGAGAUCUGAAAAAUGUAACUAAGAUGUGGGAUAAGCGUCGUCGGCGCAAAACUGGAUCGUUUACGCAAAGACUAGACUUUUUGCUUUUGCGCUUUUUUGCUUACAAUUUCGAUGUUUAUCGCAUUGAAGGGAGUUGGGUUGAAUAGAGAGAGAUAUAAAACGUUUAAGAUUUGGUUUCUCAAAGGGGACGGACCAACAAAAAACUUUAUAUUCAUAGUUUAAUCAGUUCAAGUGUUUUUAAUUAAAUUGUUUCAAUUAUUGGUGAUUUAUUGUUUUUUUUUGCUUCACCGAAAAUAAAUCUUUGUUGUUUUUUUUAUUUAUUUUUUUUUCUUGAUUUUUUUGCCCCACAUCUUAAUUUCAAUCAGAUUUUAACGUAAGUCAAGCCAGUUAA
This is a messenger RNA of Ceutorhynchus assimilis (cabbage seed weevil), 2016 nucleotides long. NCBI's taxonomy places the organism in Eukaryota, Metazoa, Arthropoda, Insecta, Coleoptera, Curculionidae. The record is from the annotation of a GenBank genome assembly.